AUGCCUCGAGUCAUUUCAGACGGAGCCUCGGCUGAGUUCGAGCCCGUCACCGAGAUCCCACGCUUCCAACGUGUUUACUGGACAAAAGAGCCGCAUCUAAGGAAACUUUAUGGCCUCGCUACGUUGUUGAUGGUGGCCUCGGCCACAACCGGCUACGACAGCAUGCUCGUCAAUACAUCACAGCAGAUCGACCGCUGGAACUGGUUCUUCUUCCCCGAGACGCGAGAAAAUCCCAGCAUUGCGGACCCCGUGCUCAACAGCAAGCUGGCCAUCCUCGUCAACAUGUUCAAUAUCGGCUCCAUCGUGUCAUUCUUUAUUACACCGUAUGUGGCUGAUCACUUCGGCCGCAAGCCUGCCAUCGUUUGGGGCUGCUUGUGCAUGGUCGUAGGUGGUUUGCUCACUGCAUUCUGUAAUGGCUAUGGCAUGUACAUGGGCGGCCGCUUCAUCCUGGGCUUUGGCAACUCACUCGCGCAGAUGGCCUCGCCCCUGCUGCUGACCGAGAUCUGCCAUCCCCAGCACCGUGGUCCAGUCACGGCCAUCUAUAACUGCUUGUGGAACGCUGGUGCCCUGCUGGUGACGUGCAUUGCCUGGGGCACCGGCAACAUCAAGAACGACUGGUCAUGGCGGUCUAUCACUCUCCUGCAGAUUCUGCCGUCGCUCGUCCAACUCGCCGGCAUCUGGGCUGUGCCCGAGUCGCCGCGUUACCUCAUCAACAAGGAGCGCUACGACGAGGCCUUGCACAUUCUGACCAAGUGGCAUGCCGGUGGUGACCCGCACAACGCGACUGUGCACUUCGAGUUCCGCGAAAUCCGCGAGACCAUUCGUAUCCAAAAGGAGCUCGACCGGACGACCAGCUACCGCGACUUCCUGAGGACCCGCGGCAACCGCUGGCGUCUGGCCAUCAUUGUUUCCCUCGGCAUCAUCUCGCAGUACAGCGGCAACGCGCUCUUCUCGAAUUACAUGAAUGCCAUCUACCUAGGUGCCGGUAUCAAGAAGCAAAACCAGAAACUUGCCAUGUCGACCGGCAAGACUAUUUUGGAUCUGAUUGUCACCAUCUCCGCUGCGUUGUCUGUCGAUCGAUUCGGUCGCCGUCCGCUGUUCCUUAUCUCGAUGUGCGGCAUGGUUUUGUCAUUUGCUUGCUGGACCGUCACCGGAGCCGUUUAUGAAAACUCAGGCGAAACCAACGUUGCCUCAGGCUACGCUCAGCUCGUCUUCAUCUGGAUCUUUGGCGUAUUUUACGACAUUGGCUUCUCUGGUCUCCUUGUCGCGUAUGCCCUCGAGGUGCUACCGUUCCAUUUGCGCGCCAAGGGCAUGAUGAUUAUGAACAUUACCGUACAGGCCUUCCUGGCUAUUGGAAAUCAAACCAACAAACUGGCCUGGGAGCGCCUACCGAACCACUGGAACUUUAUGCUCUUCUACACGCUCUGGGACCUGUGCGAGCUUGUAUUCGUCUGGUUCAUGUAUCCCGAGACUAAGGGCCCGACACUCGAAGAGAUCGCGCGCAUCUUUGACGGUGACGGCGGCGUCGCCAACAUCGACAUGCACUCGAUACACAAGGACCUCUACCACCACGUCGCGCGCGAACUCGACGACGACCUCCCGGGGAAGGCUCUAUGA
Molecule: messenger RNA, 1617 nt
Organism: Thermochaetoides thermophila DSM 1495
Lineage: Eukaryota; Fungi; Ascomycota; Sordariomycetes; Sordariales; Chaetomiaceae
Exons: 3
Coding region: 1-1617 (538 amino acids)
Biological process (GO): carbohydrate transport; transmembrane transport
Cellular component (GO): membrane
Molecular function (GO): carbohydrate:proton symporter activity
Source: RefSeq, a predicted model, not a curated record